Amphimedon queenslandica is the source of this 803-nucleotide messenger RNA. Its product is annotated as tRNA 2'-phosphotransferase 1-like. Gene Ontology annotation, biological process: tRNA splicing, via endonucleolytic cleavage and ligation. The transcript is spliced from 7 exons. Gene Ontology annotation, molecular function: tRNA 2'-phosphotransferase activity. Lineage: Eukaryota; Metazoa; Porifera; Demospongiae; Haplosclerida; Niphatidae. The coding region runs from base 56 to 724 and encodes 222 amino acids. The record is from RefSeq and is a predicted model, not a curated record.
CACCGCCUGUAAAUCUAAUCAUGCACGCCCAUCAAUCAUCUAUUAGCUUUGCAAAAUGGCCAGCCCUGGAGAGAGAGCUGGAGAGCCAUCAGAUAGAGGAAGACCAGUAAACGACGUCCAACUUUCCAAGUUCCUCUCCUAUAUUUGUAGACACGGUGCGGAGAAGAAAGGAUUGACAGUUCAAGAAGGUGGUUAUAUUAACGUAGAUGAUAUACUAGAGCUAAGAGAAGCAAGGAAGAAUGGUUACUCUGUCUCUGAUGUUCAGAGGGUUGUUGCUAACUAUCCGAAACAAAGGUUCUCAUUACGCUCAAAACCUAACGAUGAUGGAAAGCUUCAGAUUUGUGCCAAUCAAGGCCACAGCCUAGAGGUGAAGGGUCUUGAUUUGGUUCCAAUCCUUAGACCAGAAGAAGCUCCAGUUGUAGUACAUGGUACAUAUAGAAGAGCAUGGGAACAGAUAAAGAAGCAAGGCUUGAGCAAAAUGAGUAGGAAUCAUGUUCAUUUUGCAGCUGGACUGCCUGGGGAGGAUGGAGUCAUUAGUGGAAUGAGGUCUUCGUGUCAAAUUCUGAUAUACAUUGACAUGAAAAAAGCAUUGGAAGGUGGCUUAUUGUUCUAUCGCUCAGCAAACAAUGUGAUAUUAUGCUCAGGAGAUGAGAAUGGAUUUAUUAGUACUAAAUAUUUUGAAAAAGUAUAUGACAUAACUAAAGGUGUCAAAUUAGACUAUUAAUAUAUAAUUACAAUUAUCAUUUUAUAUCAUUAUGACUGUGUUGUAGUUUGUAAAAGUGAAAGAAACAAAUUUAAAAGCA